This is a messenger RNA of Scutellospora calospora, 471 nucleotides long. The record is from the annotation of a GenBank genome assembly. Lineage: Eukaryota; Fungi; Glomeromycota; Glomeromycetes; Diversisporales; Gigasporaceae.
AAAUAUUCAAUAAAUACUAGUAGAACAUAUUUAAAAGAACAUACUAUAAAGUAUCCUAAUUCUCCACUAAUAGAUAUCCAGAAUGAUGCAUUCCAGCAGAUUACAAAAGAAGAGAUGGAUAAGUUAAUAGUUAACUUGAUUGUUAGAACAGGAAUGUCCUUCAAUGUUCUUAAAAAUCCAUUAUUCCAUAAAAUGGCUAGGAAUUUUCAAUAUUUUAAAAAGUCAUACAAAGUCCCACAUCCAACUAUAAUAUCACGCUAUAUUAGUAGAAAUAUAUUUAAUUUAAGAUUCAAUUUUAUUAAAAAUAUUCUAGCUAAAUCCUCUGGACGAAUAUUACUAACAUAUGAUAGGUGGCAUUUGACUAUUUAUAAAUGUCAUUACAUUGUCAUUACAGGAUCAUGGGUUAAUGAGUAUUCUAUUAAAGAAAAAAUAUUUGUACUCACUAUGGAUAAUACUACUACAAAUAAAGCU